AUCCCGAUCCCGGGACUCCAGGAUCACACCUCAGGCCAAAGGCAGGCGCUAAACCGCAGAGCCACCCGGGCUGCCCUGUGCACACUUUAGAGAAGAUCCCCACAGAGUUUACUUAAUCUGUUUUUGUUUCAAUGGCUCAUUCUGGACUUACCCAGGAACUCCAAAGCACUCUACCCAUGGAUCCUAAUAACAGAUUGAAUCCCACGUCGGAAUGGAGGGGUUCUUUUUUGUUUAAAUGAAUAUCCACACAUGGCAGUACUGCGUAUGUAAUAGAUACCCCAUAAGUAGGAGGAAAAUAUUCCAACAUGAGGCAAGACAUGAGAGAGGAAAAUCAUAGGAAGAAUAAUUGCAUGACUUCUUCAUGUGGAAAGAGGAAACCUGUUUCUGGGUUGCAUACCUGACUGGACUGCUGACAUUCAGGGAUGUGGCCGUAGAAUUCUCUCCGGAGGAGUGGAGAUGUCUGAACCAUACUCAGCGGGAAUUAUACAGAGAUGUGAUGUUAGAGAACUAUGGACACCUCCUCUUCGUGGGUCUAAUUGUAUCAAAGCCAGAUUUGGUCUCCUUUUUGGAGCAAAGGAAGGAACCUUGGGAUCUGAAGACAAAGAAGACAGUAGCCAUCCAUCCAGCUGUAUCUUCACAUGACACCCCAAGCUUCCUGUCAGAGCUGUGCAAAGAAGCUUCAUUUCCAAAUGUGUCAGUGGGUCCAUAUAAACAUAGUAUCCUUGAGAAGUUACACUUAAUGAUAGACUGGGACAAUGAUCAUAAAGGAUAUAUCCAAAUUGAGGCUACUGCCCAUAAUAAGAAUCUCACUGCCCCACAUGGUGAAGGAUAUAAAACAUUGUGUAAAACCUUUCUUUUUAAGGCCACUAGUUCUAUAAAGCAGAGUGUUUCUGUAGGCAACAGCUCAAAUCAAAUAUUCAAAGAUACAUAUUUAUGGAAAGAUAAUGUAGAAAAUCUAGAAAGUUACCAUGCUGAAGAUAAUAAUUUGAACAAUCUGGAAAAUAGGAUUAGACCGACCUUUCAGUCAAAUAUGUCUAAACAUCAGAGAUUUAUAGAUGAAGAAGCAACUGCUAGGUGGCUUCAGUUUGAGAGGUCCUUCACCAAGGACUCAACCCUACAAAAUUACCAGACCAUUUUCAGUGAAGACAGACUUGCUCAAGGCAGUGAAUCUGAGGAAAAAUGUAAUCAAGGCUCAAAUGUUGAUAAACAUCUGAGGACUCAUUCUCCAGAGACCCAUUCUGAAUGUAAUACAUGGGGGGACGUCUUUCAUCAAAGAGCCAACCUUGUAUAUAACAGUAUGCAUAGGAGAGAGAAUCCUUAUAAAUAUAAUGAUUGUGAAAAUGAUCUUAACCACUCCACCGGUGUUGGUGAUCAUCAGACAAUUCAUGGGAGAAAAAACCCAUGCACAUACACUAAACUUGGGAACCUGUUGAGUCAGUCAUCAAGAAUACGCAUACAUAAGACAGUGUGUAGUAGAGAGAAACCUUACAAAUGUCAGGAACGUAGCAAGGCCAUUAUCCAUCAAUCAGUCCUCACUCAGCAUCACACAAUUCAUAAGGGAGAGAAACCUUAUCAAUGUAAACAAUGUGGCAAAGCCUUUAUCUGUCAAUCAAAACUUACUCAACAUCACAGAAUUCAUACGAGAGAGAAACGUUACAAAUGUAAAGAAUGUGGCAAAGCCUUUAUCUGUCAAUCUAAACUUACUCAACAUCACAGAACUCAUACAGGAGAGAAACCUUAUAUAUGUAAAGAAUGUGGCAAGACCUUUAACAACCAACCAAACCUUAUUCGACAUCACAAAUUACAUACAGGAGAGAAACCUUAUAAAUGUAAAGAAUGUGGCAAGGCAUUUAUCCAUCCAUCAGGCCUUACUCAACAUCACAGAUUUCAUACUAGAGAGAAGUCUUAUGAAUGUAAGGAAUGUGGCAAGGCCUUUAUAUAUAAAUCAAACUUUACUCAACAUCACAAAAUCCAUACUGGGGAGAAACCUUAUGAAUGUAAAGAAUGUGGCAAGGCAUUUAUCCAUCAGUCAGGCCUUACUCAACAUCACAGAAUUCAUACUAAAGAGAAACCUUAUAAAUGUGAGGAAUGUGGCAAAGCUUUUAACCACCACUUAAACCUUAGUAAACAUCACAGAAUUCAUACUGGAGAGAAACCUUAUAAAUGUAAAGAAUGUGGCAAGACCUACAACCACCAGUCAAGCUUUACUCAACAUCACAGAAUUCAUACUGGAGAAAAACAUUAUAAAUGUAAGGAAUGUGGCAAAGCAUAUAUCUAUCUAUCAAGCUUUAUUCACCAUCACAAAAUUCACACUGGAGAGAAACCUUAUGAAUGUAAAGAAUGUGGCAAGGCCUUUCUCCAUCAAUCAAGCUUUAGUCAACAUCUCAGAAUUCAUACUGGAGAGAAACUUUACCAAUGUAAACAAUGCGGCAAGGCUUUUUAUCAGCAAUCAAACCUUACUCAGCAUCACAAAAUUCAUACUGGAGAGAGACCUUAUAAUUGUAAAGAAUGUGGUAAAUUCUUUAACCACCACUCAAGCCUUAUUGGACAUCAGAGAAUUCAUACUGGAGAGAAACCUUAUAAAUGUAAGGUAUGUUCUAUGGCCUUUAAGCAGCACGCACACCUUACUCGACAUCACAAAACUCAUACUGGAGAGAAACCUUAUAAAUGUAAAGAAUGUGGGAAGGCCUUUAUCCAUCAAUCAAGCUUCAUUCGACAUCACAGAGUUCAUACUUGAGCAGUUCUUACAAAUAUAAGACAGUGAGAGAAUUUUUAAGACCUGUUGAACCCUAACUCUACAUCAGAGCAUUCAUAUUGGAGAGUAACUAAUACAUGUGUAAAGAAUGUGGCAAGACCCUUAAGCAAUGUUACACUUUUAUUCCUUAUCAGAGAAUGGAUAGUGGAAGUGAUUAUAAAUAUAAACAUUGGCAAGCCCUUUCAUAGUUCUCAAGCCUCUCUCAUCAUUACAGAAUUCAUACUAGAGAAAUAUUAUAACUAAAGAAUGUGGUAAAGGUUUCAGGAUGUUCAACCCUCACUCAGCAUCACUGAGUUCAUACUGAGGAAAAAUGAUACAAAAUCGAAUGAAUGUGGCAAACCUCUAGCUGGAAGUCAUAACUUGCUCCAUAUUAUAGUUAUCAUACAAAAACAAAAUUGAAAUGGGAAGAAAGUGGCCAAAUCUUUAACUGGAAUCCAAUCCUUACUCAGUAUCCCAAAACACAAUCUUGGUUCAAAGUGUAGCAACAUAAUGAAGGAGGAGAGUAUGUUACACCUUAGGAAACCUCACAGUUCAGAGAAGAAAAGUAACUUGAAAGGUAAAAAUAAUUAGAAAUGUAUUUAAUUGAACAUAAAAUGUCAAUAAAUGUCACAAUUCAUAGUACAAAGCAGUUUAUCUGUCACUCUAUUCAGACAUCACAUCAAAAAGGGACUAAUAUAAAGUUAGUCAGUUAGAUCAUGUAUAUGCAAUUAUGCUUCAAAAGAGAGAAGGGAUGAAAAAAAAAGAGAAGGGAUGGAUUUUUGCAUGGGUAUAAUUUCAAUGUGUUUUUGUUUUCAUUAAGCCUAUAUGAGAUUUGUGACUUUUGCAAAUAUUAAUGUGUUUCUACA
Molecule: messenger RNA, 3600 nt
Organism: Canis lupus familiaris (dog)
Lineage: Eukaryota; Metazoa; Chordata; Mammalia; Carnivora; Canidae
Product: zinc finger protein 708-like
Exons: 4
Coding region: 362-2737 (791 amino acids)
Biological process (GO): regulation of transcription by RNA polymerase II
Molecular function (GO): DNA-binding transcription factor activity, RNA polymerase II-specific; RNA polymerase II cis-regulatory region sequence-specific DNA binding
Source: RefSeq, a predicted model, not a curated record